This is a messenger RNA of Megachile rotundata (alfalfa leafcutting bee), 3094 nucleotides long. RefSeq names its product decima (gene dcma). Lineage: Eukaryota; Metazoa; Arthropoda; Insecta; Hymenoptera; Megachilidae. The record is from RefSeq and is a predicted model, not a curated record. Gene Ontology annotation, cellular component: membrane.
CGAUGUUUAAAGUUCGUGUUCGUACUCGGUGCAAUUCGGUGUUUCCUCGAUCGCGUAAUCAACGGCAAAGCAACAUUUGCAAAUAUCGCCGGGCGAUAUUGUUAAUUGCCUCGUGGCAAUUAGCAAUCAAAGGAUACCCGCUCAAGCAAAAUAAUGACGGAAUCGCCAAUACCAUCGGUCAGCAACACUCAGAUCCAGACGCAAACCAAUAACCAAUCUCAUACACAAAUCCUAACUCAAGAUGACAAGAGCGAGAAGACGGAAAAGGCUAUUCUUCUGCAAAUUCAGGAGAUCAACAACCAAGUGGCGCAAUAUCGUGAUCUGCUGAUAAACAUCGGCCAGCCACGAGACUGUCCAGAACUACGGGAGAAAAUUCGAAGAUUACGACGAAAUUGUGUGGACGCGUGUAAAAACGCGUCUCAGCUCAUACUGCCACAAGUGCGAAGAACUACGGAUAUCGGUAUACCUGUGGACUGUCCCAAUUUGAUGCUGCUCUUUUACGUUGCUCAGUUAUUUCUACGCGAACUGGGCAAAAGUAAAAAGCUCAUUCGUAACGUACCCAUGGACAUGACCGAAUACGAAACCCGAACCGGCCCAUCAAACAUCGGCAACGUGAUCUCGCAGAUACUUCUGUGCAAACAGAUCACGCCAAACUUCUACGAGGAGGAGCUGUGCAGCAUCAAAAAAGAUUCCGAGGAAAUUCGAGGUUUGAUCAACGAGCUGCAAGAGUUUAUGCCCCAAUCGGACGGCGAUAUAGAAAAGUACACAGCCCUUCAAAGCGCCGGAACCAGAGGCAAUCGUUUCAACGGAAGACGGACACAUCGGUGGAAUCAAAGCAACGACAGACCCAGUAGAUCGGCUGGACAAUCGUCCUACUUUCACGACGCUCUGAAUCUUUUCUGUUGCACCGCGAGGGCCAACUACGUUUAACUUGCGUGUACAUUUGUUUAAGUUCAUUAGUAUUCUAAGAAGCGUUCGACUUUCAAGUAAGUCUGAGUUCAUCACGAUUAAUGAGCAUCCGAUUUCUACAGCGGGAGCAUUUUAACCCGUAGACUGGCACAUUUUUUAAACGCAGUAAGUCCUCGAUAUUUUCUUGUUAGUUAACGCGAUUUCGGUUGACGUGAUUCGAUUUGACGCCAUUCGAUAACGUGCUUCGGCCUCUCGGGCCUCUAGCGUAGGGAAAUAUUGAGUUUCUAUCGUAAACGCUACCUUCUCGAAUAAAUUCGAUUCUUGCCACGGGUUGGCGAGAUCAAAGAUUUCGUGAAAAUGAAACCUAAUAAUAAAUGAUAUAGAAUAUUAUUUAGUUGGUAUAAUCGACACCGAGGUAUUUGAAUAAUAGUUGCCGUUGCAAUAGUCUGUUUGAAUAAUAGAAACUCGUGAUCGUACAAAUGGUUCGAAAUUUGGAGCACGAAAUUCAACUAUUAUGUUCCUCGUUAUACACGUAUAUUCGUAUAAUUAAACACUCCGCGAUAGUUUUGAUAACGAAAACUUGGUAGGAAGUUCAGCUAAUCAGAUAUUUAAUAAAACUUCAACGGGUCGAGAAAAAUAUUCGCCGGUCUAUGGAUUAAAUAUCAAUUGCGUUUCGUGAUCACGGAGGAUCUUGCAUUCGACUAGUCGAUUAGACGAUAAGAACCUGAUACAAGCUUUAUUUAGUUAAUAAGAUACAGAUCUAUAAAUAUAGGUAUAUACAUAUUGUGCGAAGAAUAUUUUUUUAAACGACUUUCAUUUACAGACAAAUCGUUUAGAAUUGAAGAUGAUCCAAAUUAGUGAUGCGAUUACGUUCGCGUCAGUGAUCGACCAAUCAGAAAAAAACGAAGAAACUUUUAAUUCUUCGAUAAAAUUGUUACGUGUAUACCGGUCUCUCGUAUCCAUCGAUUAUCGACUAUGUUUUAAAAGAUGUCAAUGCAAAAAUAAUUGUUUCUUAAUUACUGGCAAUAAUAUUCAUGUUUUGUCCCUCGAAUUUUGAAUACCAUGAAUCUUUCUGAGAAAUUGGGAGACACAAAUGAAUAUAAAUCUUUCACUGACGGUGUACAUCGUGCAAGAAACUAAAGGAACGCAUCACCUCGGAAAGUAGAAAGAUAAACGAUUGAAUUAGAGAUAAAUUCAAUAGAGGACCAAAUUGAUCUAGUGUCACUCGUUUGCAAUAAAAGUGAUGCGAGCGAAUUGUUUUAACAGUGAAAUUUCAAUGAUAAUCAAACCUCGAGAAUAAUAUUCUUUUACGUGUUGUAAAUUAUAAUUGUAUCAUCCUUCAUGAUUUAUUAUGAAAAUCUCUUGAGCUACGUCACUCUUAUGGUAAACGAGUGAUGCGCGUAUAUACACGGUUUGUUUUAAUGUUAAGUAUAUUGUUGUAUGAAUAUUUGAGGAAAAAGAAAUACAUGUUCACACGAAUGUAUAUCGUGUUAAUUUUAUGACCAUGUAUCGAUAAGAGAAUACUAAUUCUGUUACUAAUCUAUCGUUCAUGAUACGUUCAUGAUAUGUUCAUUUGCGCGUAGACGUAUGUGGCGGGAAUUAACACACUUACAUAUGCGCGGGUGCACGUAUUCGCAGCACACGACUAUUAACUUUUUAAAAUAUGUAGCAUCGUUAUUAACAUUAUAUUAAUGUUAACUAGAAUGAAACAAGUAAAUAAUUAUAAAGUAAAUAACGACCAAGAACCUGGGAAAAUCUUUAACAUUAUGAAAUUUCUUUGUGAUGAAAGUUUUGUAUUUGUUGCGUUUGAUUUAUGUGUCAUAUCGAAUAGACUAUCAAAUGUAAUAAACAAAUAAAUAAAUAAUAGUAAAUAAAUCCAUCAAAUUGUCACGUAUAUCGUAUCGAACAAGGACGGAUAAAAGGAAACAACACAUAUCGGUUAAUACUCUAAUUGAUGUUGCACAAAAUAGCAUGAAAGGUAAUAUAUACACAUAAAUACUAACGAUGUGUAUAAUUCUAAGCAUACUGUCCACUUAACAAAUGUUUCUACGUUUAAUUAAUUUAGAAAUACGGAAGUACUACACAGCUUCUUUUUCGAUAAAAGAUAUCAUUGUACAUUUCACCACGUUCGCAAUAUAAUAAAUGAAUCGUUACAUAUUAAAAUCUUAUGUUUAUUGACAUACCU